Messenger RNA from Sphaeramia orbicularis (orbiculate cardinalfish), 5438 nucleotides. RefSeq names its product cyclin-dependent kinase 17-like. Lineage: Eukaryota; Metazoa; Chordata; Actinopteri; Kurtiformes; Apogonidae. The record is from RefSeq and is a predicted model, not a curated record. Gene Ontology annotation, molecular function: cyclin-dependent protein serine/threonine kinase activity; ATP binding. The coding region runs from base 873 to 2411 and encodes 512 amino acids. The transcript has 16 exons. Gene Ontology annotation, biological process: protein phosphorylation. Gene Ontology annotation, cellular component: nucleus; cytoplasm.
GAUAGGGGCGCCAGAGGCAAGGAGAGACUAAUCGAGAGAAGGGAGUGGAUGAGGGAGAGCAGCAAAACAGCCUGAACAGAGUGGCAUGCUCUGUAACAGUGGAAGAAAAGGGACGACAAAAGAAAAGAGAUUGGAUAAAAAAAACACUGGGAAAAGGGCAGAAGACUGGAUUGUCAAUUUAAAAAGGAAAAAAAGUGCAAAGGGAUGCAGUAAAAUAGUGAAUCUGCCAGAUGAAUGUGUUUUUUCUUCCUAGAGGGACUUCUAACUUUGGCUGUCUGCACUUGUACGGGCGCACGCGUCUGAAUCGUAUAGAUGGAGACAGAACACCUGUUAUUCUGUGAUCGUCGGGUGUAACAGUUUUGAGCUUGCGUAUGUUGGAAUGUCUCUGCAGCAUUUCGCUUACCUGCACAGCAUUUGACCUUCCUUAGUCAGCAACCAGUGUGACUGCAGAGAGAAAAAGGGCGAGAAAAAGGAGAGGUGGAGAGAGGAGAGGAGAGGAGAGAGGAGAGAGGGAGUGUCUACUGGAAAACACAGAGAGUUUAAGUGGAGUAGUAGCUCAGGGAGUUGUUGCGUUGUGAUUAGAGUGCCUGUGCAGUCUGUUCUGGCCUCGCAAUAUAAGAACUUUUUCUCAUACACGGGGGCUCACCUGGAUGUAUGGAAGUCGCCUAAAGACUGGAUUUUGCCUUGAAAGCUACUAAAGCGUGGGUCUCACUCAGACCUGUUGACUGGACAUCAGUACUGAGCUGAAGUCGACACAUUUAAGACUCAGUUAUAUUUUUGUCUUAGCGAAAUGCGUUUUUGAUUUUUUUUUUUUUUUUUUUUUAUGUUUUUUAAGGAACUUUAUAUUUUGAUGCUUUAAAUCCUCUGGAAGUAUGGAUGCGCCAGGAAACCCCCAGGCGUGCUUAGCUCGUGCUCCUAGGGUAGGAGACUCCAGAAUGGGGGAGGUUAGAAUGGGAGACGGGAUGCGAAUGGGAGACAGAGACACCCCGUUGAGGCUGUCACCUUUCCGUAUGCUUAGAGUGUUGGACACAUGCCGUCCUCCUGGAAACCGUAUUGGUAUCGUCCAUGAGAAUGUGAAGAUGGGUUCAGAUGGGGAGAGCGACCAGGCAUCGGGAACGUCAUCCGAUGAAGUCCAGAGUCCAGUCAGGGUCCGAAUGAGGAACAAUCACCACCGGCGCAUCUCUAAUGAGGACAUAAACAAACGUUUGUCACUCCCAGCUGAUAUCAGGCUACCGGAGGGCUAUUUAGAGAAGUUUGCCAUGAACAGUCCACCCUUUGACAAACCGAUGAGCCGCAGGCUACGACGCGCUUCAUUGUCUGAAAUUGGCUUCGGAAAACUCGAGACCUACAUCAAACUCGACAAACUGGGGGAGGGCACCUAUGCGACAGUGUUUAAGGGUCGAAGCAAGUUAACAGACAACUUAGUGGCUCUGAAGGAGAUUCGACUGGAGCAUGAGGAGGGCGCACCCUGCACAGCGAUCAGAGAAGUGUCUCUACUGAAAGACUUGAAGCACGCCAAUAUUGUCACCCUCCAUGACAUUAUCCACACUGACAAGUGCCUCACACUCGUUUUUGAGUACCUGGAAAAAGACCUGAAGCAGUAUAUGGAUGACUGUGGAAGCAUUAUGAGUGUUCACAAUGUUAAGAUCUUCCUUUUCCAGCUGUUGCGGGGUCUGGCUUACUGCCACAGAAGGAAGGUCCUUCACAGAGACCUCAAACCCCAGAACCUGCUCAUCAAUGAAAAGGGAGAGCUCAAACUGGCAGACUUUGGUCUGGCACGAGCCAAGUCUGUUCCUACAAAGACCUACUCAAAUGAAGUUGUGACAUUAUGGUACCGACCACCAGAUGUGCUUCUGGGCUCCACUGAAUACUCCACACCUAUCGACAUGUGGGGUGUUGGCUGCAUCUUUUAUGAAAUGAUCACAGGCAGGCCUCUCUUUCCUGGAUCGACCGUGGAAGACGAGCUUCACCUCAUAUUUCGCAUCCUUGGUACUCCUACUGAAGAGACUUGGCCGGGUAUCACUACUAGUGAAGAGUUUAAAACCUAUAAUUUCCCUCAGUAUAAAGCAGAACCGCUGGUCAACCACGCACCCAGGAUAGACAAUGAUGGUCACGACUUGCUUUCAAUGCUCCUACAGUUUGAAGCUAAGAAGCGCGUAUCAGCAGAGGAUGCUCUCAGACAUUCGUAUUUCCGAAGUCUUGGGGAGCAGGUUCAGACACUGGCUGACACUGCAUCCAUCUUCUCUGUAAAAGGCGUUCAGCUUCAGAGAGACCCAGGGAAGAGAUCUUCAGUUUACCCUGAGUCAUCGAUGGCCCAUAAGCUAGGCUCCGCCCCCUCGCAGUACUUCCAGAGAGAGGCAGCCAAUCCCAGGGCUCAGAGUCACACUCUCUCCUCCACUUCCACUGGCUGAGUGGCCUACCGUUCUGCCCAGGGGAAGAGCAGGAGGCAGAGUGUGUUGUUUUAGCGCUGGCGGGGGCGCUGAGAUGAGGAGGACAGUGACACGUGAAGCUGUCCUGUCAGACGUACAUUCAGUAACCCUGCCACAAUCACACACACAUGCACACACACACACACACACACACACACACACACUGAGCAACACAUGCACACACUCUGCCACAAUAAUAGUAAUAUUUAAAAACCACACUGAAGUAUAAGAAAACCAGUACAUACGGCGAAAUGGAAUAAAAUCUACACCAAACUAAGGAAGAGGAAUCCAUCCUUGAUUCCAAAAAGGACUCAUGAGCUCAACCUUAAGGACAGAAAUAUUAAAAAAUUACAGAAGCACGAGAAGCUGGAAGAAAAGAAAAGGUUGGAGAAUGGAGGAGGAGGAGGAGGAGGAGGAGGAGGAGGAGGAGGAGGAGGAGGAGGACUCUCCUUGCUGCUACUACCACUGCUGUCCAGAAGAGGGCAGCGAUUAUGAUGUGUGCUGACUCAACAGAACUUGCUGUAUCAGUGAGCUGUAUGGAAGAAGAAGAAGAAGAAGAAGAAGUUAAAAAAGGACACGAAUCACAGAAGAACGCACAAAAGAAGGAGAGAGAAACCCCAUGUCGCUCUCUCUCUCUUGCGCUUUUGUGUCUUUUUUUUUUUGUUUUGUUUGGUUUGAUCUGUUGCUGUACAUAAAAUGACUGAGCUGUAGAACUCUGCUUCUUCAUAACACGCCUCAGCCUGAAUCCAAACUCUAAAUAUUGCACCUCAGCCCUAAAACCCCCUUUCGCCUAAACUCUCGGCCCUUUAUUUUCACAAUCCUUAAAAAGUAGACACACACAAAAAUUCUCUCUUUCUGUUAUCUUUCUGUGUCUCUAAAUACACACUAAAAAAAUACACACUGUUGGUUCACUUGAACAUUUAGAGUGUGUAGAACAUUGGAGUUUGCAGAGAUAAACUUUAGCACCUUAUUGUUCAGUAGACGUCAGGGUGGCUGCCAUUACUUUACCUCAUCGGUUACUCAAGCAGAGUAGGAUGCAAAGUACCCGCUAGAUAUUAGAAUGAAGUAUCAAAAUAAGAAACCAAAAAAAAAACAAACAAACAACAAACUAAAAAAAAAAAAAAGACAACGAUGACUCACUAAUCAUAUGAAAAUGAACAGAUGUAUUUACGGUCACUCAUGGAGUUGGACAUUUCACCACAAUAGAGUUAAGAUCACUCAAGAAGUUAAUAUAAUGAAAUUUGUCACAUAUUCACAUGCUGUAAAGAAGCUGCGAGACACUCCUGUUUCAGUACACAAGAAGGACAACAUUUGUGGAUAUAGAGGUAAAGGAAGUGUUGAAACCCUCACCUGCUUAUUCGUAGACACGUCCUUCCUCUUUUGCCUUGACUCAGAGGUUGUCUAGAUUUGUUGUGUUGAUGUACAGGUGUUGUUUAAUUGUUCUCUUUGCACUUGGUUUUACCUCUUUAGAAAGCAACCCAGUCCUUUCCUGCCCAACCUCAUGUGCAUUUAUUUUUACUCUGUUUUUUUUUUUUUCUUUUUUUUUAACCUGUAUAUACGAUCAAACUUUGUACUUGUCUGAAGCAAUGGUAAUUCCAGGAUGCUGUUCUCAGUCUUUUUCCGUGUUCCUAUCGGAGCAUUGGAUGGCUGACUGGGGACGUGUUGCACAUUCCUUGAGCUCAGGACUUAUUGCUAGUGUAGUUUUGUGGAUGCUGUAAGGUGCAGCUGGUCUUGUACGUCUACCCAGUAGAGCAGAGUUUGCUGAAAAUGGCCUGAAACCCUUUGCAAAGCUGGAUUGAACUGUAUGUGAAGAAUAAUAAUUUACAGCAUUAACAUGUCAGUCCUCUGUGUUAUUCAUCCUCUGUUGAUUUGAUCACAAUAUUGCUGCUUAGAAACAUUUUACCCAUGCCUUUACUUGUCAUCUCUUUGAGCAUGUUUGUCUUUUAAACAUAUAGGUGUUUUCAGUUGGUAUGUGAAAUAGCUGCUGCUGGAUAUGCGUGUAAUGAAAUAGGAAUAUCUACGAUUGAUUGAAAUUUGGCAUGAAACACGACCUCAUUAUAUGAUUUUUAGACACCACAUUGACCUGCAAUGGCCCCUCAGUGAAGAAACACUAACUCUGGAGUUAGGAGUACAGCAACAAUGUGAUGGACAGCCAGCACUGGGACCAGAUAGACUUGAUCUAACACAAGAUUAUUCACAGUAACCCUGUGUGACGGGGCACGAACGCCUCAGAGUAUUUUUGCAAAACUUGAAGACACACUGUUGUUUCACGCUGUUAUUAUUACAGGCUGCCAGAAACAACAGGACCAAAGUCAGUCCUCCAAGCACCAAGUGUUCAAGCACAGAUCUGUUUCACAAACCAAUCAGCUGACAUGUCAACAUGUACUGUAUGAGAUGGCUGGUGGGUCUAGAUUGGCGUUUCCAUUUCCUCAGGCACAGACUUCGGGUCACUUUUCUGAAACAAAUACAGAAAAGGAGAAGUGAUCCUACGCCUGUGCCUGUCAGAAGGACUACUUAUUUACCCAGAGUGUGACAGUAUGUAGCAUGUACAUAGAUGAUCCUUCACUCUGUAUAUAUAAAAGUGUACAGGUUUGAUACAGCUAUUCACAUUCUGGCUUUUUUUUUUUUUUGCUUUUGUUUAAAUGAAACUCAUAGCAAUAUUUCUGUAAUAAAUAAAAAGCCAAGGUGAUAGGAUGAUUAUAAUUGCAUUUGCGUUUCUUUAGAGAGGAGGAAAUGACUGUGAAUGAUCAAACUGUGAGACUUGACUAAACUGAUAACAGGUUUGUGCUGUUUAACAUGCUGGAUCCAAAAGGCUGGAGUGUACUAUCAUGUUUCAAAGGAGUAUAACACUGAGUUUUUUUUUUUAUUAAUUAUUAUUUGGAUUUUUACCAAUGAAAGCCAUAGAGGUCAUUCUAAGGUCUGCUUGUGAUGAAGGUGUGUACUAUGUGUGAGCACAGACCUUACAAAGCAAAGGGGAUGUGUAUAACUAAUAAAAAACCCUGUAAUUAA